AUGGAACAUUUAAAAACAUUACGUGUCAAGCGAGGUAGCUUAGAAGCGCGACUAGCAAAUUUUCAGAUAUACGUUGAAAAAUGCAUGACACAAAUCGAUUCAAUAGACGAUAGAGUCUUAAAAAACAGACUUUCAGAUAUUGAAAGUCUAUUCGCGGAAUUUUCGGAGCUUCAGGUAGGCAUUGAAUGCUCGGUGAAAGAAGAAGACUUACAAGGCGAGUAUGACAAGCGCAAGGCAUUUGAAAACGACUUUUAUUCAAUUAUUUCAAAAGCGCAAGGUCUUGUCAAGGAAAAUAGUACAGAUAAUGUAGGUUCAGCUUCGGUUUCCAAUCCAGAAAAUAGCAGAUUCCCUAGCUCAUCAGAAGUACGAUUACCGGCCCUAAAUCUGCCAAUAUAUUCAGGAGAGGCAGUGACAAUUAGAGAAUGGGAACUAAAGGAUUUCAUGAAUGAUACUCCUAAGUUGGAAGCUUUUCUCACAUUUUUGAAACAAAAGUCAAAAAUGCUCAAAAGAAUGGAGGAAAAACCUACAGAGGCAAAUUCAAGCCAAAACGUAAAGGGACAAACUUCUAAACCACCAGCAGAGUCUAGUAAUAAAUCUAAUUCUCAUGUUCACAGAAGUUAUCAUAUCUCAAAUCGUACUUGUGCAUCAUGCGAUGCUCCAAAUCAUAAAAUUUAUACAUGUACAAAGUUUCUAAGGUUUUCUGUGCCUGAACGAACCGAUUUAGUCAAAAAAUCCAAUUUGUGCAUUAACUGUCUAAAUCGGGGGCAUCAAGUAAACAAUUGUAACUUUGGUCAUUGCAAAAACUGUACUGUUAAGCAUCAUUCUCUGUUGCACGUUUCCGAACCUUCUACAUCUAACACCAAUACGCAACAGUCUCUAUUUACAUUUAAUUUAAGUUCAAAACAGGUAAUUCUAUCCACUCUCUUGUUAGAGGUAGUUGAUUCAAAGGGAAAUCGUCAUGAUUGCAGAGCACUUUUAGAUCCAGGGAGCCAGUCUAAUUUCAUUAGUUCACAUUUAUGCCAUAAACUUGCACUACCAAGAAAGCCUACAAAUAUUACGAUUUCAGGGGCAUUCAAGGUGGAAUUCAAAAUUCAGGCUGUUUGUCAAAUUCAAAUUUUGUCUAAAAACACUCCAUUUACUGCUCCUUUAGUCUGUUUGGUAGCUCCAGAAAUAUGCGAUGUUGUACCCGAAGCUCCUAUUGAUCCAGUAUCUCUUUCGAUACCUACAUGUCAUAAAUUAGCAGAUCCUGAUUUUCACAUUCCCAAACAAAUUGAUCUUCUCAUAGGUGCUGAGUUGUUUUGGGAAACAUUAUGCAUAGGACAGAUUCGUCUUAAACCUUCAGGUCCGUUUCUUCAUAAAACUAAGUUUGGUUGGAUAGUUUCAAAGCCCAUCUUUCAGACCGAUCCAGUUCUUCUCCAAGUUAUUCACAAAACUUAA
Diabrotica virgifera virgifera (western corn rootworm) is the source of this 1437-nucleotide messenger RNA. RefSeq lists its product as uncharacterized. The coding region runs from base 1 to 1437 and encodes 478 amino acids. The transcript is spliced from 2 exons. Lineage: Eukaryota; Metazoa; Arthropoda; Insecta; Coleoptera; Chrysomelidae. The record is from RefSeq and is a predicted model, not a curated record.